Molecule: messenger RNA, 2508 nt
Organism: Maudiozyma saulgeensis
Lineage: Eukaryota; Fungi; Ascomycota; Saccharomycetes; Saccharomycetales; Saccharomycetaceae
Source: the annotation of a GenBank genome assembly
AUGGUUGUGGUUCAAGCUAAUAAGAGACCGUCUUUGUCACUGGUAGAAAGCGGGAAAUCUGGAAUUAAUAUAGUGGCGAAUAAUGUAAUGAAUACAGCUGUCACAGAAAGUGACUCCUUAUAUUAUGUGUGUUUGAACAUUAAGAAACGAUUAGAAGUAUUACCACAAAUACAACCAUAUUUGAAUUUAGCAUAUACAUCAAGUGAAUUAUUGAGUGAAAGACAAUCAUUAUUAUUAUCUCAAAAACAACAACAACAAUUAUUAGAACAACAGCAAUCAUCGUCAUCUCAAUCGGGAAAUACUUCUAGUAAUAUUAGUAAUGGACCUAAUAAAAAUAGUAGUCAUAGAAGCGUUUCUUCCAAUUAUAGUAAUGACGGAUUUGGAGUAUUGGGAAGCACAGGAAACUCUACACCAACAACAAUGAGAUCAAGUUCUAUAUCGAAUAUUAGUUUUAAGGAUGAGUUUACAUUAGAUGGUAUAACUUAUAAUUCAAGUAAUGGUCAUAAUUCAGUUAGUAUGGACGAUACACAACUAACGUACAGUAUGGGUAUUUUACCAAUUUCUAUGGAUUGUGAUCCAGUUACACAAUUAGCACAACUAUUUCAACAAGGUUCACCAUUAUGUAUCUUGUUUAAUACAGUUAGACCACAAUAUAAAUUACCUGUUGUGUCAUCUGAUGAUUUGAAAAUUUGUAAAAAAUCAAUUUAUGAUUUCAUCUUAGGUUGUAAGAAACAUUUUGCCUUUAAUGAUGAAGAAUUGUUUACCAUAUCAGAUGUAUUCGCUAAUUCUACAAACCAAUUGGUGAAAGUUUUAGAAGUGGUCACAACAUUAAUGAACGCUGCCCCGGAAGUUUUCUUAUCUACUUCAAAAGUUCAACAAAUGAUAGAUGCUGAGAUAGAACAAAAUCAUAAAUCAAGGGCUCAAAAAUCUAAAGCACAUGAAGAAUAUGAUAAAGUUAUCAAGGAAUUUAUUGCCACAGAGAGGAAAUACGUUCAUGAUUUAGAGACUCUAGACACAUAUAAACAACAGUUGUUAGAUAAUAAUUUGAUCACUUCAGAGGAAUUAUAUAUGUUAUUCCCAAAUUUAACAGAAGUAAUUGAUUUUCAAAGAAGAUUUUUAAUCUCUUUAGAGAUAAAUGCUUUAGUAGAUCCACAAAAACAAAGAAUUGGUGCAUUAUUUAUGCAUUCUAAAUUUUUCUUUAAAUUAUAUGAACCGUGGUCCAUUGGUCAAAAUGCUGCUAUCGAUUUUUUGGCAAAUACAUUAGAUAAGAUUCAAGAUUCAGAUUUAGUAAUUAAAAAUAAAUUGGAAUUACAAUCUUUUUUGUAUAAACCUGUACAAAGACUUUGUCGUUACCCAUUGUUAUUGAAAGAAUUAAUUUCAUGUAAUUCUCAUGAUGAAAAAUCAAGUGGUUCAGAUAAUAUUUCAAAAGAAUUAGAGAUUGCUUUAGAUAUAUCAAAGAGAAUCGCAAUGAGUAUAAAUGAGAAUCAGAGACGUACUGAAAAUCAUGAAGUUGUCAAGAAAUUAUAUGGUCGUGUUUCAAAUUGGAAAGGGUAUAGAAUUGCCAAGUUUGGUGAACUGUUAUAUUAUGAUAAAGUUUUUAUCUCUACCAAUAAUUCAAGUGAACCAGAACGUGAAUUCGAAGUAUAUUUAUUUGAAAAGAUAAUUAUCUUAUUUUCUGAAAUUCAACCAAAAAAAUCAUCUCUCAUUUUAAAGAAAAAACCAACUUCUUCAGGAUCAAGUUUAACUUUAAAUUUAACGUCAUCUAACCAUCAUAACUCAUUUACUAAUAUAUCAUCAGGAAAUAAUAGUAGUAAUAGCAGUAGUAUAUUCGGUUCUAAUUCGAAUACAGGCAACGCAGAACCAAAAUUAGAUCUCCGGGGUCGUAUUAUGAUAAUGAAUUUAGAUCAAGUUACUCCGUUGAAUUCAAGGUCAUUAAAUAUUACAUGGGAAUCUAUAAAAGAACAAGGUAACUUCUUAUUGAAGUUUAAAAAUGAGGAAACAAGAGAUAAUUGGUGCGCAUGUUUGCAAUCUUUGGUUCGUAGCGUUAAGAGUGAAUCAUACAAGAGUAACCAUAGCGAAAACUCAUUUGUUUCUACUACGAGUACAAAUACACCAAGUGAUAGGUCACAUAGUGAUAAACGGAAAGACAGUCGAGCCUCUAAUAGCAGUUUGUCCUUUAAACGUAUGUCUGAUACGUUACCAAAACAAAGACGCAGAGUAUCUAAUUUCGAUAUGGAACAAAAAAAUAAUAAUAUUCCAGAAAAUUUACUUGUACUAAAAAUAACCUUCGAUAAUGAGUCGUUUAAUGUAUCCAUUAACAUCGAUACCAAAUUUGUAAAUGUUUUAGAUACGAUACAGAAAAAGGUAAAUCAUGAUGUAUCCAAAGUUAAAUACCAGGAUGAGGAUGGUGAUUAUAUUGUGCUCGCAUCAGAUGACGAUUGGAUCGUUGCAAAGGACAUGCUAAAGGAAAAUGGAGAAUAUUCGCUAAAUAUCUGGGCAUAUAGCUAA